Epinephelus fuscoguttatus (brown-marbled grouper) is the source of this 5767-nucleotide messenger RNA. Its product is annotated as macrophage mannose receptor 1-like. The record is from RefSeq and is a predicted model, not a curated record. The transcript is spliced from 18 exons. NCBI's taxonomy places the organism in Eukaryota, Metazoa, Chordata, Actinopteri, Perciformes, Serranidae. The coding region runs from base 76 to 3162 and encodes 1028 amino acids.
AUUUAACAAUGAGCCAUUUCAGCAGCCGCCUGUCUCAAGUCACACAUUAAGAUAAACAAAGAGCAGCAAACAAAGAUGGACACAGUUCUGCUCAUUAUGGCAGGGCUGUGUGCUGUCUCAUCACAUGCUGAACGUCAGUACCAUGUUGUUUAUGACCCAAAGACCUGGACUGAAGCACAAAGUUACUGCAGAGAGAAAUACACAGACCUGGCUACUGUCGACAACAUGGAGGACGUGAUGACCCUGAUCAACAUGACAGAUACAAGCAAACUGACUGACACACAAGCCUGGAUUGGACUGUACGAUGACGUCAACAGCUGGAGGUGGUCACUGUCAGACACAAGUUUCUACAAAGACGGGGAGACAGAGUUCAGACGAUGGGGGAAUACACAACCAGACAGUUACGAGAGUAACGAACACUGCACAGCGAUGUAUGAGGAUGGACUAUGGAAUGAUCUCUCUUGUAAUAACAGCCUUAAGGUCGUCUGCUCAUAUGUCAGAGGGUCGGAUGUGACAUUUAUCCUCAUCACCAAAUCCAUGACAUGGACUGAGGCCCAGAGCCACUGCAGAGUAAAUUACACAGACCUGACCAGUGUGAGGAACAUGACAGAGAACCAGAAGGUACAGGAGCUGAUACCUGCAGGAGAACGUGUCUGGAUCGGCCUCUUCAGAGACUCCUGGAAGUGGUCGGAUGGAAGUAGCUCCUCAUUUAGGCCCUGGAUACCAGAGCAACCUGAUAACGCUAGAGGGAAUGAGGAUUGUGUGGCUGCACACUUUGGCUACUCCGGACAAUGGCACGAUGACAGCUGUGACGACAGGAGAGCGUUCAUUUGCUACAGCACACCUGUGGGAGAAAAAACCAAACAGCAAACUACGACAAAACAAGUGUUCAGACUGAAGUUUCACACACAGGACUCCUCUCUGGAUCCGAAUGACCCUGCUGUGAUGGAGGACACCUUGAAGAAGCUCAAACAGAAGCUGAAGGACCAGGGGCUGGGGCUGUGUGCUGUCUCAUCACAUGCUGAACGUCAGUAUCAUUUUGUUUAUGACCUGAAGAACAUGACUGAAGCACGAAGUUACUGCAGAGAGAAAUACACAGACCUCGCCACUAUCGAUAGCAUGGAGGACGUGACGACCCUGAUCAACAUGGCAGAUACAAGCAGAAUGGUCUACUCAGAUGGAUACAACAACCGAGCCUGGAUAGGGCUGUACGAUGACGUGGACAGCUGGAGGUGGUCACUGUCUGACACAAGUUACUACAAAGACGGGGAGACAGAGUUCAGACAAUGGUCGCCUGGAGAGCCAAAUAAUGAAUACAGUGGAGAACACUGCACAUGGAUGUAUGACAGUGGCCUUUGGAAUGAUGCCCCAUGUGAAUGGCAAUAUAAGGCAGUCUGCUCAGACGUCAGAGGGUCUAAUGUGACAUUUGUCCUCACUGACGCCUCCAUGACAUGGACUGAGGCCCAGAGCCACUGCAGAGUAAACUACACAGACCUGACCAGUGUGAGGAACAUGACAGAGAACCAGAAGGUACAGGAGCUGAUACCUGCAGGAGAACGUGUCUGGAUCGGCCUCUUCAGAGACUCCUGGAAGUGGUCGGAUGGAAGUAGCUCCUCAUUUAGGUACUGGAAACUGAAACCUAAGGAACCUAAUAACAACUAUGGGAAGGAGGCUUGUGUGGCUGCAGACUUUGGCCAAUCUGGAGGAUGGGAGGACUGGAACUGUGACUUUGAGAGAGCGUUCAUUUGCUACAGUGUGUCAGUGCCUGUUUCAAAGAAAGCAAUGAAAGUGAUGAAGGUGAGGUUUGAGACACAGGACUCCUCUCUGGAUAUGAAUGACCCUGUUGUGAUGGAGGACAUCUUAAAGAAGCUCAAACAGAAGCUGAAGGACCAGGGGCUGAAUGACGACAUCAAACUGAGCUGGAGGAAGCAGCCAGAUGGGAAAGUCUUCCACAAGGAAGAGAAGAAGAAGAAGAAGACCAGUCCGAAAAAAGAUGAGCUUUGGCUGUGUGCUGUCUCAUCACAUGCUGAACGUCAGUACCAUGUUGUUUAUGACCUGAAGAACUGGACUGAAGCACAAAGUUACUGCAGAGAGAAAUACACAGACCUGGCUACUGUCGACAACAUGGAGGACAUGACGACCCUGGACAACAUGGCAGAUACAAGCAGAAUGGUCUACUCAGAUGGAUACAACAACCUAGCCUGGAUUGGACUGUACGAUGACAUUAACAGCUGGAGGUGGUCACUGUCAGACACAAGUUUCUACAAAGACGGGGAGACAGAGUUCAGACACUGGGGGAAUACACAACCAGACAGUUACGAGAGUAACGAACACUGCACAGUGAUGUAUGAGGAUGGACUAUGGAACGACGUCCCUUGUAAUAGCCGCUAUAAGGUCGUCUGCUCAUAUGUCAGAGGGUCGGAUGUGACAUUUAUCCUCAUCACCAAAUCCAUGACAUGGACUGAGGCCCAGAGCCACUGCAGAGUAAACUACACAGACCUGACCAGUGUGAGGAACAUGACAGAGAACCAGAAGGUACAGGAGCUGAUACCUGCAGGAGAACUUGUCUGGAUCGGCCUCUUCAGAGACUCCUGGAAGUGGUCGGAUGGAAGUAGCUCCUCAUUUAGGCCCUGGAGUCAGAUGGAACCAAAUAACGUUGAAGGGACUGAGUAUUGUGUGGCUGCAAGUUUUGGAAACUCUGGACAAUGGGAGGACUGGCCCUGUGACGUCAGGAGAGCAUUCAUUUGCUACAGUCGACCUACAAGUCAGACAACAAGCAGCAGCACGGCUGGAUUCAGCACACCACCUCACUACCUCACCACUUCCAGUGAGACACAGCCUGAAUCAGCUACAAGUCAGACAACAAGCAGCAGCACGGCUGGAUUCAGCACACCACCUCACUACCUCACCACUUCCAGUGAGACACAGCCUGAAUCAGCUACGACAAAACAAGUGAUCAGACUGAAGUUUCACACACAGGACUCCUCUCUGGAUCCGAAUGACCCUGCUGUGAUGGAGGACACCUUGAAGAAGCUCAAACAGAAGCUGAAGGACCAGGGGCUGGGUGACAACAUCAAACUGAGCUGGAGGAAGCAGCCAGAUGGAAAAGUCUUCCACAAGGAAGAGAAGAAGAAGAAGAAGACCAAAAAGGAUGAGCUUUAAGGCUGAAUUGUUGUGUUUGGUUUCAUCAGAGAAAAGUGGAUUUCUUUCCUUAAAGUCUUCAUGUAAUGGGUCAGAAUAGAUCUGCAACAAUUAGCUGAUUAAUCCAUCAGUCGCAACUAUUUUGAAUUAAUCCUUUUAAUUAUUUUGCAGAUGAAAAAGUCAAAUAUGGGGCGGCACGGUGGUGUGGUGGUUAGCACUCUCGCCUCACAGCAAGAGGGUUGCCGGUUCGAUCCCGGGCGUGGGAGCCCUUCUGUGUGGAGUUUGCAUGUUCUCCCCGUGUCAGCGUGGGUUCUCUCCGGGCACUCCGGCUUCCUCCCACAGUCCAAAGACAUGCAGGUUAAUUGGUAACUCUAAAUUGUCCGUAGGUGUGAAUGUGAGCGUGAAUGGUUGUCUGUCUCUAUGUGUCAGCCCUGCGAUAGUCUGGCGACCUGUCCAGGGUGAACCCUGCCUCUCACCCGAUGUCAGCUGGGAUAGGCUCCAGCCCCCACCGCGACCCUCAAGAGGAUGAAGAGGUUAGAAGAUGAAUGAAUGAAUGAAUGAAAAAGUCAAAUAUUUUCUGCUUUCAGCUUCCCAGAUUUGAAGAUUUGAUGCUUUUCUUCGUCAUUUAUGGUCAUGAGGUUAAUAUCUUGGGGCAAGAAAAAGAAGUUAGAAUUUAUCUGUUUGGGUUGUUGGAAAUGAAAGCAGACAUUUUUCAUUGUUUUCUUUUUAUUUCAUUUUAUAGAUGAGAUAUAAAGAUAAGAUGAGAAGGAAGCUCCAGAGAGAAAAACAACUUUAAAUCAAAGCUCCUGCUCAGCUGUGAGUCAGGGCUGGGGAGAAGGAAGAAUAGGGAGAUAUAAAAAGUAAAAAGGGUAAGAGAAUGGAGUCAGCAGAACUGUCAGAUCAUAACUGUUUUAAACGUCUUACAUCAAAAUAUCUUAGAAAUCAUGUGUCUCUAAACCACAAAGCACAACAGGCCUUUUUCACAGGAGUUAUUUUGACUUGUCACAGUGGGAGCAAAAACACAGGAUUCCAUUUAGCUGCAUCCUGCAUCUCACUGGAGCACUUCGUUAGCCAUCAUUAUUACAACAUAUUGUACCACAAUAGCCAUAAUUGUUAUUGUCAUAUUAUUACUUAAAUUAAUGUUGUUGUAAGCUACUGUCAUUACCGUCUGUCCUGCAUCUCUCUCUCUGUGUCUCUCUCUCUCUCUCUCUCUCUGUCUCAUUGUGUCAUGUGGAUUACUGUUAAUUUAUUAUGCUGAUCUGUUCUGUACGACAUCUAUUGCACGUCUGUCCGUCCUGGAAGAGGGAUCCCACCUCAGUUGCUCUUCCUGAGGUUUCUACCGGGGAGUUUUUCCUGAUCAGCUGUGAGGGUCCAAAGGACAGAGGGAUGUCGUAUGCUGUAAAGCCCUGUGAGGCAAAUUGUGAUUUGUGAUAUUGGGCUUUAUAAAUAAAAUUGAUUGAUUGGUGGAUAUAGGUAGUAACACUUGUGCUUUACCUACUACAACACGUCAAAAUGUCUGCAGGGUGAACAUGUUUAUUCUGCAUCACCCAGAGCUCAAACUCAAAACCUCAAACACCAACAACAAGCCAGGAUCUUGUUGAGCUACUUGAUUGGUAUCACAGUGCGACCUCGACAAUCACCAGAGCUGCACGUAUAUAAAGGCAGAUUUCAAACUAACUGUCAAAAAGUCAGUCAAUAAGACACAAUUCUGAGAUUUUUUGCACUCUCUACACAACAUAGAGAUGUCUGAAAAUUCAUUUUAACGAAGGUAGUUUUCUCUGUAAGUGACAAACUGAUAUUUCUUAUUUCCACUUACUGCUAUAGAUUUAGGGUGUUUUCACACUGCAGCACAAACACUGAGGUUUUCCACCAAUUUAAGCUCAUCUGAAAGCGCGGGGCUUCAUAACCGCACUGCAGUGCCACGUCAAAGUAAAAACAAAACUAUGUCAAUAUAUAUAUAUAUAUAGUGUGAACAGAGAGAGGACUGAGGCCCCAUCAGAGCUGAAGUUGACCAGAAAGAGAACUGAGUCCUCUUUUAAAUGAACUGACAAUGUGAACACAAAAAGAACUGAGUCCCUUUUCUGUUUGUCCACUUUUUGGUGCACUUCAAGAGGACUGAGUUCGGUUCAUUAAAAAGGACUUUAUUUGAAAACACCCUUAAUUAGGAUAUCAAAAAGAGCAGUCAAAUUCUACAAACGCCUCCUGCCAUUACAUGGCUCUCCUUUUCAGCUGUUCCUGAGGCUCACCUCCUCUAACAGCACACCAGGAGAACCCUCACACAAUCCAACCCAAGAAAAAAGAAACUUUAUCUACUAUCGGACAUCUAUCACAAAAACCCCAAAACAAACUUCAGCGCCAUUUGGCUCUAAAAAGACACGAUGCACGAUGGCAAUCAACAACAUGCAAAAUAUAUUUGUAUUCAAAGACGUUAUAUAGUAAAGAAUCAUCUGGAUUAUUCUUAUUCUGUAACCUUAUUAAGAAUGCAAAUUUCCUUAAAAUUAUUCAUGUGUUUUUUUUUAAUGUUACUCUAACAUCUCAAAUGUUCAGAUCUAUAAUUUUCUUUGUCAUAUUCUAUAUUUUGCAGUAAAUGUAAAAUGUUGUGGUUUGGUUUGAGAAAUAAAAUUAU